Molecule: messenger RNA, 3676 nt
Organism: Osmia lignaria (orchard mason bee)
Lineage: Eukaryota; Metazoa; Arthropoda; Insecta; Hymenoptera; Megachilidae
Product: ATP-dependent RNA helicase l(1)G0007
Cellular component (GO): intracellular anatomical structure
Molecular function (GO): RNA binding; ATP binding; 3'-5' RNA helicase activity
Source: RefSeq, a predicted model, not a curated record
GGUGUAACGCGACCACAAGCUUCAGAGUACUUAGAUGGCGUUCGUUCUCGAUUGGAUCUGUAGUUAUUGAUGCAGUGAUAAUUAUAGUCAAGUCAGUGAUUAAUGUUUUGAAGAAAAUUUUAAUGUGACUUCAACUGUAAACUCGUUAUCCAUGUCAAAAUGGAUACGUCAAACGACUCAGCCUUGUAUAGGUUAGAAGGAACGGAUAAAAAUCAAACAGGAGGGUUGGUUAUUCGAAAGAAACCCUCCGAUCAUACAUUUAAAAAGCCUCAAGCGUCCGUUUUAGGGCUGGACAAACUAGCUAAACGAAAAAGGCAAGAAAAUGCUCAAGAAUCUAAAUCGUUUAAAUCCGAGUCAGGUUCACCAAAGUCAGAAAGCAAAGAAAGAAAAUACCGUUCUUAUGCUGAAGAAACUCCAACGCAUACUGGUGGAGUAAAUUAUGAAGCGCAGAAAAGAUUGGAAUCGCGUUUAAAGCAUCAAAGAUUAAGUGCGCAGGAGAAAAAUUAUAGGCACGGUCAUAAAGACAGAGACCGAGAUAGAAAUAGAGAUAGAGAAAGGAGUAGAAGCAGAGACAGUAAUAGACAAACGCCUUUGAGAUUCAAAGAUGAACCGCAAACUCCUGUAUUUAAAACGAGAGAUCCAACGUCUAAAAGCAAUUGGGAUGACGAUGAAGAUGAAGAACCUAGAAAAUCAAGUUGGGACCAUCCGACGCCAAAUCUGUAUAGCAGUAGAGACGGUAGAGAUAGCAUCAGAAGCGAAUUUACACCUUCUUAUAAAUAUAAUUCCUGGAUUAAAGAUCGAAAAGCUAGCGGCGCUACUCCUCGUAUAGACGGAGAAGAAAAAGAAUUAUGGGAAGAAGAACAACAAAGGUUAGACAGAGAAUGGUACGCCUUAGACGAUGGAGAAAAUCAUGCCUUCGCUGAUGUAUCCGAAGAAUACACCCGUAAGAAGGAAAUGGAACUCGAAGCGAAAAGGCAGAAACGUUUAUCGGCACAGCAACGACAAAUAAAUAAAGACAAUGAAUUAUGGGAACGUAACAGGAUGUUAACGUCCGGUGUUGUGAGCUCUUUAGACCACGACGACGAUCCGGAUGACGAAGGAGAAACUAGAGUCCAUCUUUUGGUUCACAAUGUUGUUCCCCCAUUUUUGGAUGGUCGAAUCGUAUUCACCAAGCAACCAGAACCCGUUGUACCUGUGCGUGAUCCAACUUCUGACAUGGCUCUUGUAGCAAGAAAGGGAUCGGCAUUGGUGCGAGCGUAUCGCGAGCAAAAGGAACGAAAAAGAGCGCAGAAGAAACAUUGGGAAUUAGCUGGCACGCAUAUCGGUAAUAUUAUGGGUGUACGGGACAGGCACAAGGACGACAGAGAAGAACCAGGUCAGGAAACUGAUUUCAAAGCGGGUCAGAAAUAUGCUCGUCACAUAAAAGGCGACGAGGUUACCGGAGAAGCUAAAUACAGAUCCAUUCAGCAUCAGAGGAGGAGUCUUCCUGUAUUUGCUGUACGUCAAGAAUUAUUGAAUGUUAUAAGAGAGAACAGUGUUGUAGUUAUUGUCGGUGAAACUGGAAGCGGAAAGACUACGCAGUUAACGCAAUAUCUUCACGAAGAUGGUUACAGUCGUUAUGGAAUAAUUGGUUGCACGCAACCUCGACGAGUAGCAGCUAUGUCUGUGGCUAAAAGAGUUUCCGACGAAAUGGCUACUACUUUGGGAGAGAAAGUUGGUUAUGCUAUUCGUUUCGAAGACUGUACUUCAAAAGAUACUGUUAUCAAAUAUAUGACUGAUGGUAUUUUACUAAGAGAAAGUUUAAGAGAGGGAGAUUUGGAUCGGUAUAGCGUGAUUAUUAUGGAUGAAGCUCACGAGAGGUCUUUGUCUACCGAUGUUUUGUUCGGAUUACUUAGAGAGGUUGUGGCUAGAAGACACGAUUUGAAAUUGAUCGUAACGUCCGCUACGAUGGAUUCAAGUAAAUUUUCAACCUUCUUUGGAAAUGCCGCAACCUUUCAAAUUCCUGGCCGUACUUUUCCAGUCGAGGUGUUACACGCGAAAAAUUCAGUCGAAGAUUACGUGGACGCCGCGGUGAAGCAAGUUUUGCAGAUUCAUUUGCAACCACGUUCCGGUGACGUGUUGGUCUUCAUGCCCGGUCAAGAGGACAUCGAGGUUACGUGCGAGGCACUGAAGGAGCGUUUAGCAGAGAUAGAAUCAGCCCCACCGCUUUCGAUUUUGCCUAUUUAUUCGCAGUUACCCUCGGAUUUGCAAGCGAAAAUCUUUCAGCGUUCCGAAGGAGGCCUACGAAAAUGCGUGGUGGCAACAAAUAUAGCUGAAACAUCGUUAACCGUGGAUGGCAUUGUAUUCGUUGUAGACUCUGGUUACUGUAAAUUGAAGGUAUACAAUCCGCGUAUCGGUAUGGACGCUUUACAAGUGUACCCGGUAUCUAGAGCGAACGCUGAUCAAAGAGCAGGAAGAGCAGGACGUACCGGUCCUGGCACUUGUUACAGAUUGUAUACGCGAAGACAGUAUCUCGAUGAAUUACUGUUAACCGGUGUUCCAGAGAUACAGAGAACCAACUUAGCCAACACUGUAUUGUUACUAAAAUCAUUAGGCGUUCAGGAUUUGUUAGCAUUCCAUUUCAUGGAUCCUCCGCCUCAAGAUAACAUACUGAACUCUUUGUAUCAAUUAUGGAUCUUAGGCGCAUUAGAUCACACAGGACGCCUGACACCUUUGGGACGACAAAUGGCAGAAUUUCCUUUAGAUCCCCCUCAAUGUCAAAUGCUAAUUGUUGCUUCCCAGCUUGGUUGCACCGCGGAUAUACUGAUCAUAGUUUCUAUGUUAUCGGUGCCCUCGAUAUUCUAUCGGCCAAAAGGUCGGGAAGAAGAUUCCGAUUCGGCGAGAGAAAAAUUUCAAGUACCAGAAUCUGAUCAUCUAACGUACUUGAACGUGUACAAUCAAUGGAAAGCUAAUGGCUAUUCCAGUUCAUGGUGCAACGACCACUUCAUACACGCCAAGGCUAUGCGUAAAGUAAGAGAAGUCCGACAGCAGUUGGAAGAAAUUUUGAAGCAACAGAAAAUGGAAGUCGUAAGCUGCGGCACCGACUGGGACGUUGUAAGGAAAUGUAUUUGUUCCGCGUACUUCCAUCAAGCGGCUCGUUUAAAAGGAAUCGGUGAAUACGUGAAUUGCCGUACGGGAAUGCCGUGUCAUCUUCAUCCAACCUCGGCGCUGUUUGGUAUGGGAUUCACGCCGGAUUACGUGGUGUAUCACGAGCUCGUAAUGACCGCCAAAGAGUACAUGCAGUGUGUCACUGCCGUUGAUGGACACUGGCUAGCCGAAUUAGGUCCUAUGUUCUUUAGUGUAAAAGAAACGGGUAGAAGCGGACGUGCAAAAAGACGUCAGGCGAUGCAACAUUUGCAUGAAAUGGAGGGACAAAUGAAGGAAGCCGAGGAAGAAAUGAAAGCGCGAGCACAAGAACAGCUUGAACGAGAACAAGCUUCCAUUAGAAAGCAAGAAAUAUUGACACCAGGAAUCCGAGAACCCGGAACGCCUGCUCCAUAUCGCAAAACUCCAGGAAGACUAGGAUUAUAAUUGUAUAUAGUUCAAGAAUUUGUAAAUAGUCUAAACUAUAUGUAUGUUCAACAUAUUACUUUGUCUCAGUUAUCUUUUUAUAUAUACAUAUAUAUAUAUAAAUGGU